CCGCGGUCACGCUGUAUGACAUUGAGUUGACUUUAGUGCAUUAGUUUAAUCACAAUAUAAUUCGAAUUAUUCGCAAAUAAGUGGCUAGCCAGGCUUUGAAACUCGCACGGCAGCUGUGCGCCACUCCACCCGCCGAAUCCCGGAGAGAAUGCGCUGUCCUCGCGGCGAAAUCAACGCAUUCUACGGGUUCUAGCGGUCGCGGGUUGUUCCGGGGAGCACUGGGAUUCCUCCUCCUCCACUCCGCCGAACCACAACAAACGAUCUGAGGCGAUCCCAUCCGAUCCGACCCGACAUUAUAACUGACCGGAAAGGAAACCACUUCCAAAUCGACGAUGCGUUCCCGCAGCAAUUCGGGCGUCCGCUUGGACUACUACCAGCGCAUCGUGCACCGACUGAUCCUGGCCCACCAGGAGCCGGUCACCGGCCUCUUCCCCGCCUCCAAUGUAAACUCUCACGCCUGGAUCAGGGACAAUGUCUACUGCAUCCUGGCCGUCUGGGGCCUGUCCAUGGCGUACAAGAAGAUUGCCGACCAGGACGAGGAUCGGGCCAAGUGCUAUGAGCUGGAGCAGAGCUGUGUGAAGCUGAUGCGCGGCCUGCUCAUGGCCAUGAUGAACCAGAAGGACAAGGUGGAGAAGUUCAAGAUGACCCAGAGUCCCUACGAUUCCCUGCACGCCAAGUACUCCAGCAAGAACGGCUUGCCCGUGGUCGGGGACAAUGAGUGGGGCCAUCUCCAGAUCGAUGCCGUCUCCCUGUACCUGCUGAUCCUGGCCCAGAUGACGGCUUCGGGUCUGCAGAUCGUCUUCUCCCUGGACGAGGUGUCGUUCAUCCAGAAUCUGGUCUUCUACAUUGAGUCGGCCUACUCCAUUCCUGACUACGGGAUAUGGGAGCGUGGCGACAAGACCAAUCAUGGUGAACCGGAGUUGAAUGCCAGCUCAAUUGGCAUGGCCAAGGCGGCGCUGGAGGCCAUGAACGAGCUGGAUCUGUUCGGCGCCCGCGGCGGGCCAGCCAGUGUGAUCCAUGUGCUGGCCGACGAGGCCCACAAGUGCCAGGCAGUGCUCCAGUCGAUGCUGCCCCGUGAGUCCAACAGCAAGGAAUUGGAUUCCGGACUGCUGUGCGUCAUCGGCUUUCCCGCCUUUGCCGUGGACGAUGCCCAACUGAUCCACAAUACCAAGGAUGCGAUUCUGUCCCGACUGCAGGGCAAGUACGGCUGCAAGAGAUUCCUGCGCGAUGGCUACCGCACCCCCAAGGAGGAUCCCUCCAGGCUCUACUACGAGCGCUGGGAACUGCGCAUGUUCGAGAACAUCGAGUGCGAGUGGCCGCUGUUCUACUGCUACCUGAUCCUGUUCCACGCCUUUCAGAACGACAAACGUUCGGUGGAGGAGUAUGCCAGCCGGCUGGAGAAGAUCAUGGUGCGUUCGGAGGAUGGCAUCCUCCUCGUGCCGGAGAGCUAUGCGGUGCCACAGGAUCUGGUGGGCUUCGAGUACCAGAAGCCAGGAUCCCAGGUCCGCGAAGUGGUCGGCCGGUGUCCCUUCUUGUGGGGCCAGUCUCUGUUCAUCCUCGGAAGGUUGCUGCAGGAGGGUUUCCUUGCCGUGGGUGAGUUGGAUCCACUGAAUCGUCGCCUGGGAGCUCAAAAGAAACCAGACGUGGUCGUCCAGGUGGUCAUCAUUGCCGAGGACAACGAGAUCCGUGACAAGCUGGCCGAACACGAUCUACACGUGCAGACGAUCGCCGAGGUGGCUCCCAUAGAGGUGCAGCCAGCACGUGUUUUGAGCCACCUGUACACUUACCUGGGCCGCAACCGGAAGCUGGGGUUGAGUGGCAGAAAAUCCCGGGACGUGGGCAUCCUCAGCACCAGCAAGCUGUACUCGCUGAAGGAUCGCAUAUUCGCUUUCACCCCGCAGCAUAUCGACUAUGAAGAAUAUUAUACAACACGCGAUCCCGACUUGCUUGCCAGCAAUUUUACCACAAAUUUAGCAUUCUUGACCAACAAUUGGCGUCACAUGUUGGGCAGGCCGACAAUCACACUAAUGGCAACCCACUAUAUGCUAGAUCAGGACAAGAUUCCGCUGGCCAUGAUCCAGACGAUGAGGAAACUGAAAUCGGGCUACAUCAACGGCACCCGCGUGAUGUUGGGCAGCCUGAAGGACUUCCUCAACACCUCGGCCAUCACGGACCUGAGCUUCCUGGGCAGCACGGAGGACGGCUAUCCGGACCGCCUGCAUCCGGAUGUGCAGACCUACCUGGAUGAGCACCUGCUGCGCUCGUUCAGCAACCGCAGCACCAUGAGUCUGCGCGGCGGACAGCUGCGUCCGCGGACCCUGAGGCGCCGCAUGUCCUGCAAGGGAGCGAUCAAGAAGACGCGCUCCAUCAAUGUGGAUUCUGACAACCUGGGCAUGGAGGGACCUUCUCCGCUCACCGAACGCCGCCUCUCCUCGAUUGUGCCACCUCCUUGGCUGCAGGCGAACAAGCAGAGCCAUGUCAGUGUCUUCGCCACCACACCGGAGGAGGGACCCGCCAACUCGCCACUGCAUCUGGGCAACGAGCUGUCCAUUCGGGAGAACAUCUAUCCGGUGGAUCCGCAGCACCACAGCCGCUCGGCGAUCGACAGACGCAGCGAGUUUGUCCGCCAGCAAGAGAUAACAGUGCCCAAAAUUCUCAUACAACGCCAUCGUGCCGAAACCAAUUUCGCGGACACAGAGGUGGAGGAGCUGAUUGCGAUGCUGCGCGAAACGGAGAAUCUCGAGGAGCAGGGCGACAUCCUGCAGUACCUGGUGGACACUCAGGGACUGGACUUCAAUACAGCUGGCCUGGGAUUCAAGAAUAAAUCGGAUGACAAUGCGACCCCAAAUGCCAAUAAUGCAGCCGCCGAGCUCGAGCAAACGUUUGGGAAUGAGGUGGUGCUGGAACUGGCUGGUGGUGGUGCAGGAGGCGCAGCAGGAGCUGCUGGUGCAGGUGGUUCUGGUGAUGGGGCCAAAAAGAGCCCAACGAUUGUGCUGCCAACGGUGAUCAUCGAUGCUGUUACAAUUCCAGCCGCCACUAGCACCGAUGCGGAUGGCAAUGCCAAUCCGGGCUCCGCCACCGCCGCCGGCAACAGCAAUGUCCAUUGCAUCGGCAACACGAGCAACACUAGCAACAUAAGCAGCAGCAGCAUCGGCAGCAACACUAGCAACCACAACAACAUGAGCCCACAUGAGAAUAACGAUUCUUCCCAAUCCGAAGGAAUGCUGGAGGAGGGACGCGUGGUCACUGUGCGGGAUCUACUGAAGGGACUCUACGAGAAGGCCUGCCAGCAGAAGCUCUGGGGACUCGUCCGCCACACGGCCGGCAUGCUGGGCAAACGGGUCGAGGAUCUGGCCAAGGCGGUCACCGAUCUGCUCGUCCGGCAGAAGCAGGUCACCGUGGGAAUGCCGCCCAACAACGAGCACACCAUCACGGCACCACUGCCGGAAGUCGAGCUGCGACAGCUCAUCCACGAUGCCUAUGGCGACGAUGAGAGCACAGCGAUGCUGACGCAGGAGCUGAUGGUCUACCUGGCCAUGUUCAUCCGCACCGAGCCGCAGCUCUUCCACGAGAUGCUGCGCCUGCGCGUGGGCCUGAUUAUCCAGGUGAUGGCCAAGGAGCUGUCCCGCACCCUCAACUGCGACGGCGAGGCGGCGUCGGAGCAUUUACUUAACCUCUCGCCCUUCGAGAUGAAGAAUCUCCUGUACCACAUACUCAGCGGCAAGGAGUUUGCCGUCAGCAGCGUGGCCCGUGGCAAUCUGUCCAUUGUGAGCUGCAAGAGCAGCCGCGUCAGCAAGAAGAGCCAAAUCGGUCUGGGCGAUCCGGAGGGCGAGGACGCCCUGAUAGCCACCAUUGACGACAGGCAGGGCCAGUGGCUGCGCCGCCGGCGAUUGGACGGAGCGCUGAAUCGGGUGCCCCGCGACUUCUAUUCGCGCGUCUGGACCGUUUUGGAGAAGUGCCAGGGUCUGGCCAUCGAGGGACGUGUCCUGCAGCAAAGUCUCACCCAGGAGAUGACCCCCGGUGAACUGAAGUUUGCCCUGGAGGUGGAGACGGCCCUCAACCAGAUACCACAGCCCGAGUACAGGCAGCUGGUGGUCGAGGCCCUCAUGGUGCUCACCCUUGUCACCGAGCACAACAUGGUGCCCACUCUUGGUGGCAUCAUUUACGUGGAGCACCUGGUGCACAAGGCCAACCAGCUGUUCCUCGAGGACCAGCGCAAGGUUCAGGGCGAUGCCACUCUGUGCUGCGCGAAGAUCAAGGACGGCAAGGAGCAGCAGCAGGCCGCCUCAGGAAUGCUUCUCUGCGGAGGGGCCGCCUACAUAUGUCAGCACCUCUACGACAGUGCUCCCAGCGGCAGUUAUGGAACUAUGACCUACAUGUCCCGGGCGGUGGCCCUGGUGCUGGACUGUGUGCCCAAGCACGGCGAGAUGGAGUGCGCCAUCUCCUGAAGCGGGCGUUCACUUAAUAUAAUGCCAAAAUCUCUGCAACUCUGGAUACGUCCGUUCUCGUUCUCGCUCACUCGCACUUUAGCACCCUCUUCCCGUCUCUCUCUCUCUCGAGACUGCCCCUCUUUUUUUUUGUCUCUUUCCCUCUGACCCCAGCCCAACGAUCAUUUCAGUCAGAGGGCGCCAUGUAUAUAUUUUUUGCCCGACCUCUACCCAAAAACACUUGGUUAACAUGUUCGUUUUGCUCUGACCGAAAAAGAAAGGGAAGAAAGAGAAGCCAGCUUAGUAUGGUAUUAACCCACGCAUGUAAGUGUUGACCCCUUGGAUAGACCAAAACCAUACCCCAAAAACCGAUCCUAAUCCUAAUCCAAAUCCAUUUAGAAAGCCAACUCGCGCUGCUCGAUACAGAUUUGUUUUUUGUACUUGCGGCUGUUUUACAGCGACUACACUUUUGAUUGUUUUAACUUUUAUAUUUUUAAAUGACCUUAUUUUAUAUUAGACGUUUGAAUUGUAAAGUUGAACGCGCAGCAAGAUUUACAAUAAAAAUGUGUUUGCAAUGUU
Drosophila subpulchrella is the source of this 5006-nucleotide messenger RNA. Its product is annotated as probable phosphorylase b kinase regulatory subunit alpha. NCBI's taxonomy places the organism in Eukaryota, Metazoa, Arthropoda, Insecta, Diptera, Drosophilidae. Gene Ontology annotation, molecular function: calmodulin binding. The transcript is spliced from 13 exons. Gene Ontology annotation, cellular component: phosphorylase kinase complex. Bases 333 to 4448 code for a protein of 1371 amino acids. Gene Ontology annotation, biological process: glycogen metabolic process. The record is from RefSeq and is a predicted model, not a curated record.